CAAAACGGGUGCUCUUUUUCCAUAACGUUAUUAUUCCAAAACUUCCUGUGGUAAGAAUAACCUAGACUUUAGCUGUAUACCGUACAGCACAUGGACAUACUAUUCAGGUUUCUGGGAAUGUUGGGGUUUUAAUUAGAUGUAUCUGUGUGUUCAGAUUAACAUGAAGAUAUUUUUCAAUUGAACACUGGCUUGAAAUUCUAGAUUUGUUGACAUUUUCUCAAUACAAUAAAACUUGAAAACGUUGCUGCCUUCCUGUUUAAUAGGGGGCUAAAGGUGUUGCCGGAUUACAAAUCAAAGUUUUUCUUUAUUCAUCAGGGCCAACUCUAGAACAUGACAGUUGGACAUUUCAGUGUCUACGUCAGUAAGUUUAAUUCUCUGCGAAGACGGAGAAAAGCAGGGCAGCAGCAACUGGUCCACUGAAAACAAAGCUCACCUUCAUUAAGAGAGAAAAAAAGAGAACAUAUGGAACAAACUACAGCAAACCAGCACUGUGUCCUGGACGUCGGCAGCCUCGUUGUGUUCGUGUGAAUUGGCGCGCGCUUUAGCGUAUGUGUCCGCGUGCGCGUUGCUGAGUCAGGCGCGAACACUCGCGGUUCCCUCCGCUGCUCCUCUCUCCGUCCCUCUCUCUGUCUCUCUGAACAUCUGUCUGUGACUUUUUGCUUUAGCCGCCGAGGGGAUUCUUCACAUGUCUGGACACCACGCUGCGGAGCUGCCCCUCUCACUGCCGUAAAUCUGCUCGGCAACUUGUUUGUCUGGCCGCCCAUGGGCGCUGCUGCUCUCACCCACUCCGCUGCUCCACCGGCUGGGGGCUGUCCGGUGCGCCUCUGCGGUCGCUCGCUCGGUGGGUUCGGGACGGUGCCGAGCUCCGCUUUUAUGAAUGACUAAAGAGACGGGGGGGAAAUGCGAGUGAGCGCUAAACCCCCGUGCAGCAGCCCGGGCUCCCGGGGGGCCAGCCACCGAUGAGAGAGGGAUUAUCGGCGGCUCAUUGCGGAAAAGCGAGCCUGACUGCAGACUGGCGUGGAAACGCGCCGUGACCAUAUAGCGUAGAGCAUCGGAACACAGCCGCGGUGACCACAAUGUCCAUCCACAUCGUUGCUUUGGGCAGCGAGUGUCCCGGAGGAGUCGGGCCCGGGGAGGAGCUCAUGGGCCAGGGCCAGCUGCAGGGAGGCUUGCUGUGGAGCUACCUGGGUCACGGAGCGCUGGUGGGACCCUGCGACCUGGAGGGCAGCCUGCACAACCCGGCCUUCAUGGAGUACACCUCACGCGUGUUUGGAGACGUCACGGUGGUGGUUCGUGAUUGCCCCAGUUGGGACUUGUUGGACAGCGACUGGGCCAGCGUGCGGAAAGUUCUCGAGCAGGCUGACAUCCUCGUCAUUAAAUACGCCGUCACGGACAAGCUCGCCUUCCAGCAGGUCAGGAACGGCUACGCCCCGAGGCUACGCCCUCUCCUGAGGCACUGGGGUGUGCCGGUCAUACUCGUUGCUGUUGGAGCACGGCUGAAUGAUGAAGGACCUCCGUGUACGUGUCCGCUGUGUGCGUCUGACUGGAGCAGCUGUGUGCCGCACAGCGAAGGUCUGCAGCUCUCCCGGGACCUGGGCGCCACUUAUCUGGAGCUGCCCUCUCUCAACCACGUCUUCGUCAGCCGCUACUUUGGCAGCGUGCUGGAGUACUUCAUGAUUCAGUGCCUGAAACACAAAGCCAAAGAGAGGCCAGACAAGAGGCGAGGGAACAAAGUGAACGAGCUGCGUCCUCCUCACUUAGAGCAACCAGCUCGUCUUCCUCCGAUCCGAGUGGAGGAGUCCAGCUUCUCCCAGGACAUGCAGUGGCUGUUGGAGCGCGGCGUGCAGUUUGCCGACGUGGCCUUCUACUCCGGGGAUUCUGGGAAAGAACUGGGGUGGGCCCACGCGGCCGUGCUGUGCGCCGUCAGCCCGUACUUCCGACAGCUGCUCCUGGGGCCCAAAGCCAGGGAACGUCCACAGUCUCGCUGUGUCUGCAGGGAGCGAGACGGAGGCCCCCAUUCGCUGCUCUCCACCUGGGACGGGAGCAUUAUUGACGACUUGCCCCGGUCGGACGGACACAUGACGGGGCGACUCACUCGGCUGGUGGUGAAGGACCCCCUGCUGUGCAUGUGCCUGUGGGAGACCCUCAUGUUUAUUUACAGAGGAGCGUGGGAGUGGGAGCAUCUCCAGGAGGCCCUGGAGGAGAAGCUGAAGAAUUCGCUCGCCGUGGCUCAGCUUAUGGAGCGCAUACGAUCUCUUCUCAGCAGAGACAGGAGCUCCAGGGACACGCCGAGUGCACGGGCAGCUCAACUCGGACCCCAGACCCUCGUCAACCUCUUUAAUUCCCCUCUUUAUUCGGACGUCAUCUUCAUGGUUCAAGGAAGCGUGCUGCCCGCCCACCGGGCGGUGCUGGUGGCCCGCUGUGACGUGAUGGCGGCCAUGUUCAGCGGAAAGUACGCCGAGGCCCGGAGCAGAGUGGUUCCCAUCCACGGCGUCUCCUCGGACACCUUUCUGUCUUUUCUGGAGUACCUCUACACUGACUCCUGCUGUCCUGCCAGUGUGCUGCAAGCCAUGGCGGUGCUGGUCUGCGCCGAGAUGUACCAGGUGAAACGGCUCCAGCACCUGUGCGAGGUGUGCGUGUGCGCUUACCUACAGAGCAUGCCCAGCAGGGAGCUGUCGUCGACGGGGAUCAGCGUGGUUCGACUGCUGCGCAGAGCGAAGUGUCACAACGCGGAGCAGCUGUACAUCUGGCUCCUCCACUUCAUCGCCAACAACUACCUGAUCUUCAGUCAUAAACCCGACUUCCUGGAGCUGUCAGAGGAGGAGCGCGAGCAGGUGGAGCGGCUUCGCUGGCCAUCCAGAGGAUACCUGCAGGAGCUCAGCGAGUAUCAGCAGCGGCGGCGCAAGCUUCGCAAGUCCCGCUGCUUGGUCAUGUGACCACACCUGGAGGCCCCCGCCCUGCAGGAAAGGAACAGGGGGUGGGACGGAGGAAAGGAAUCAAGGGAGGGAAUGACCCGAGUGAGGAGAGGAUGGUUGACUGAGACAAAGGUUUGACUUUGUGGAAUAACACAGGAAAGGACGAGUGGAGAGACAACAACAACAAAAAAUAAAUAAAUAAAUAAACGGAUCGGUCGGGACACGAGUCUCCGCUUCUUCCUCCCUCCUUUGCCUACGGACUGUUGCGACACGGGCAAUACGAAACGACUGAUCCUUAAAAACCCAAUAGGACUUUAAAAACGACCGUCUGACCUCUGGUCGGAGGCUCUGUGAUAGAUUAUAUUUUCUACUGGCAGCACUGGCAAUACAGCGAGCUUCAAAGACAAAACGCCGGAAAACAAACCAGCAUCAAUUAUAUGCAGAUUGUUUGAAGCUUGUUCCUAAUGUAACUUCAGGUUGAGAAAAAAAAAAAAAAAAAGAAGAAAAAAAAACACACUGAAAAUGAGGAAGUGGCAGAUCUGUUUGGUGCAACGUCUGUUCUGUCUGGACACGGGGCCAAAGUGGUCGAACCCCUUACAGUUUUUACACAUUGACACAUUAAAACCACAAACCUUCAGUGUGUUUUAAUGGUAUUUUAUGUGAUUGACCAACAAAAAAAAAAAAAAGAAAGAAACUUUUUGUGGUGGAAAGCAGAAACAAUACGGAUUUUUAUUUUUAUUUUUUAUUUUAUUUAAUAAAGUGUGGCAUGUGUUUGUAUUCACGCCCUCGAGGUAAAACCGUGUAGCUUCAAGCUACGGCUUGUUCUUCCAUAUGGUGAAAGAUCAACACACUCAGAGCUCUAGCUAAGCCAAAACUGUACAGAAAAUAAACACAUUUGUAUUUAAGAU
Messenger RNA from Poecilia latipinna (sailfin molly), 3823 nucleotides. RefSeq names its product Rho related BTB domain containing 3 (gene rhobtb3). Lineage: Eukaryota; Metazoa; Chordata; Actinopteri; Cyprinodontiformes; Poeciliidae. Gene Ontology annotation, molecular function: protein binding. The transcript is spliced from 13 exons. The coding region runs from base 1077 to 2936 and encodes 619 amino acids. The record is from RefSeq and is a predicted model, not a curated record.